CCGUCCGGGAAUCGGGGAUGGCAGUCGGCACUUGGUUAGCAUGGGGAAAACCAGAAGAAGAACAAGUGGCAAGGGUUCUCCCGCUGAGUUCAGUGUGCUUCGGAGGGAACAUGUUGGAAAAAGAAACCGAUAAGGGGAAGGAGAGUUCCGGGGAGAAAGGCUUCCGGACGCCUGGGUUGAGAGGAACACAGACCACCACACUGUUCCGUGCUGUCAAUCCUGAACUCUUCAUAAAACCAAAUAAACCAGUGAUGUUAUUUGGGCUGGUGGCCAUCACCUUGAGUGUGGGUUACCUGGGCUAUCUGCACGCCGUGAAAGAAAAUGACCAGCAGCUUUAUGAAGCGAUAGACAGCGAAGGAGAGAGAUACAUGAAGAGGAAGACUUCCAAAUGGGACUGAUGGGGAUCCAUGCUGCGCUGCAUUAUACAGGCAGUUUAUUAGUGCUUCAACAGGACAAACAACCAAGAAGACAUGCACACUAAUUGUAUCAUGUCCAGUCAAAUAUGUUCUGUGGCUGAUAAAAGCAUAAUAAAUGUGGAAACCACAAAAUAUUUUUCAAAGAAGACACAUUCAAUUGA
Messenger RNA from Gambusia affinis (western mosquitofish), 577 nucleotides. RefSeq names its product small integral membrane protein 8 (gene smim8). The record is from RefSeq and is a predicted model, not a curated record. NCBI's taxonomy places the organism in Eukaryota, Metazoa, Chordata, Actinopteri, Cyprinodontiformes, Poeciliidae. The coding region runs from base 18 to 398 and encodes 126 amino acids. The transcript has 4 exons.